This is a messenger RNA of Lycium ferocissimum, 279 nucleotides long. RefSeq lists its product as uncharacterized. The transcript has a single exon. NCBI's taxonomy places the organism in Eukaryota, Viridiplantae, Streptophyta, Magnoliopsida, Solanales, Solanaceae. The annotation marks the transcript as partial. The record is from RefSeq and is a predicted model, not a curated record.
AUGGUAGCUUCUGAUUCACGGCCAAUGAGACUCCGCUUGCGAGCUGAACUCUUUUUGGCAUCAUUCGCAGUGAGAGAAGAGAGCAUACGCAGUGAAGAAGGGGGUGGAGCUUAUAUUUCAAAGUAUAUUAAAGGUAUUCUAAAAUCAAGAUUAUCCCGACGUGAGCAGUCACGCUGGAAUAUAAUAGAUGAUACAACUUCUAUGGCUUUCUUUGAAGAAUUUUCGUCUCUUAAUCCAGUUUUUCAUACUUUCUUAUUUUACGGGAGGCUACCCUCUCCU